AUGACUUCUCUAUGCAGUGGCAUAAUCGACGUUGCGGGCGACGAUGCAGCAGAGAAGCUUUGUCGAUGUUGCGAGCAACUUCUGCACACCACGCUACAUAAAGAAGCCUCAUCGAAAACGGAUUUCGCACCCAAAUUCCAUCAUUUCCGCUCCCUCCUGCAAAUCACCGCACAAAGAAUUGAGGCCAUUCUGGAAAAACCAUAUUUUACCCUAAUUCAUUAUCCCAGAACCGUGAAAAGUGACUUAAACCAUGGUUGCAAAGAAAGUGGUGAUGCUCAUGCUAUGGAAAUCGAUGGUCAAAUGAAGUUCAAAGAUUUCAAGCUGGAGGUAGCAGAGAUGUUCAACUGCAAUCUCAAGAUAUACGUAAUGAAUGAAGAAAUUGUUGAUCCUGAUGUCUCCAACAUGCCUGGCAGUAGGUCGAGUAGGACAACUUUGUCAGAAGCCCCUCCUACUGAUGCUUCCCCAGAUAUGAUUAUAAAUGACAUGAAUGAGCCUGAACUGCUACUUGAUCCCUCUUUCGAUGUGGUUGUUGAUACUAACCAUGUUGAGGCUCUUUUUGAUGUACCAACUGAAAGGCCCGUUCGUACUAAAAUGCCUGUACCAAUUUCAUUUGUUGGUUAUGAUGAAAAAGAUGCUAAAGCUGCAGAGCUGUGGCUGAACAUUAUUACUGGGGUGGGACAAAGGUUCAAUAGUGUAAAUGAGUUUCGCGAGGCAUUGCGUAAAUAUGCCCUGGCACAUCAGUUUGCUUUCAAGUACAAGAAAAAUGAUAGUCAUCGCGUAUCUGUAAAAUGUAAGGCAGAUGGAUCUGCACUGACAACUGGCAUUCAGGCAACAAGAAGUUGGGUUGCUAGCAUUGUGAAGGAGAAGUUGAAAGUUUUUCCCAACUAUAAGCCCAAAGACAUUGUUAAAGACGUCAAAGAGGAAUAUGGGGUACAGUUGAAUUACUUUCAGGCGUGGCGCGGAAAAGAAAUUGCUAAGGAGCAGCUCCAGGGUUCUUACAAAGAGGCAUAUAAUAGAGAGAAGGGACUAAAAGAGUCUAUUGCUGAAAUUUUUCAGAAUGAUGAUGUGUACCAUAGCUACUGUUUGACCCAUCUCUCUGAGCAAUUUAUCAGAGAUUUGAAGGGGCAGUUUUCUCAUGAAGUGAAGCGUCUUAUGGUUGAAGAUUUUUAUGGUGCUGCUCAUGCCCCUACCCCUGAAGGCUUCCAAAGAUAUAAUCACAUGACAUCAAACUUCGGAGAACUGUUCCAGAGUUGGUUAUCAGAUGCACAUGAAUUGCCAAUAAUCCAGAUGGUUGAUGCCAUCCGAGGUAAGAUUAUGGAGUUGAUUUAUACCCGGCAGACAGAAUCUAACCACUGGCAGACAAGAUUAACUCCGUCAAUGGAGGAAAAACUCGAAAAAGAAAACAUUAAAGUUAGAACCCUUCAGUCAGUACAUCCUGUUUCAAAUAUAGAUGGGCCCUGGCUGAAGGGCUCUUCUCAGUUGGCAGUGGCUGUAACCCCUCCUCCAACUCGUCGUCCACCAGGCCGGCCUACUACUAAGAAAAUUGGCUCACAGGAUGCAGCAAAACCUUUUGCUGGAAUGAUACACUGUGGUCGCUCUAAUGGUGAAUCAACAUCUUCGACCGGCAAUAUUUUCUGUCAAAUGAUGUUGAUAAUGGAAGGAGUCUGA
This is a messenger RNA of Fraxinus pennsylvanica, 1668 nucleotides long. NCBI's taxonomy places the organism in Eukaryota, Viridiplantae, Streptophyta, Magnoliopsida, Lamiales, Oleaceae. The record is from the annotation of a GenBank genome assembly.